CUAAAUCCGACACUAGGAUGUGUUUGCACUUCCGUCAAUGCAAUAUCGUCGGCGCUGCGGACUGUUGCGCCGAUUACGUCAGACCUGAAUGACAUAGUAGCAGUCGAAAUUUUGAUGUUACUUAUUCUUUUCAUAAUGAAGAAACGGCCUCCGUAUUCACUGAAUUUAAUAGGCACUUUCAGAGAAUUGUGCAUCAAUGCUAGUCUUAUAAGUACUACACUAUCUAAUCAAUAGAAUCGAUCGAACUUAUAUAAAUUUCAUUUCACUGAUCCAGAUCACAUCCUAGUGACCCUGAAGAAAAUUGCGAACUUUCUUCUGGGGCACUCAGUAAAGUCUUUCAUAGAGGUCUUGGCAUGGAUAAUCAAACAAAGCAUGAAGUCACUGUAAAAGUAUAUGUGUUAAAAAAGAUUCUUAUUAUGAAUCAAAGAUUGUGAAUAAAGCUAAGAGGAAAUGGGAAAUAAAUCUUCAUCGUCUGGACAACCUUAUGAAGUGGAAAAUGAAGAGCUUGCUGAAAGAAGUGGCCAUGAAGAAAAUGUACAUCCACCUGAUGGGGGUAACAUAAUAUCUUCUGUGCAACACUCAAAUAUUGCAUCUGAAAAUCAGGGAGAGCUUGAAUCUCGGGGAACAGUAUGUAGUGUAGAAAUGGCUAGUAAUUCUGAUUCAAAAACAUUUACUGUGCCUGAAGGGAGUGAAUUAUCUGGUGAAAGUGAACCCGUGCCAAACCAACAAGAUAUAGAUGAAGCUAGUGAUAAUGACAUUAAAAGAGCUUUACUUAAACGCAAGUAUGUUCUUCAAGAAAUGGUAGAUACUGAAAAAGAUUAUGUAAGAGAUCUCAGAGAUUUAGUGGAGGGAUACAUGAAGCUGAUGCGUGAUGAAACUAUUCCAGUUCCUGAAAAUCUCAAAAAUGGGAAAGAUAAAAUUAUAUUUGGAAACAUAGAAGCAAUUUAUGAGUGGCAUAGAGAUUUAUUUUGCACUGAAAUUGAUAAAUGCCUCGAAGAGCCUGAGAGACUAGGUCCUUUGUUUCAACGCUGUGAAAGAAAGUUGCAAAUGUAUGUUGUAUACUGCCAGAACAAACCAAAGUCUGAAUACAUAGUGUCUGAAUAUGUUGACACAUUUUUUGAGGAGGCUCGGCAGUUUUUGCAACACAGGCUUCAAAUACAAGACUUAUUAAUUAAACCAGUGCAGAGGAUAAUGAAAUAUCAACUUCUCUUAAGAGAAUUUGUGAAAGCUACCGAAAGAGCUAAGCUUGAAAAUGAAGCUGUCAGUUUGAGGAAGGCUGUGCAGAUAAUGCAUGUUGUUCCAAAAUCAGCAAAUGACAUGAUGAAUGUUGGUCGUCUACAAAACUUUCCUGGUAAAAUUACUGGACAAGGUCGUCUCUUACAUCAAGGUUUGCUGCAAGUUUCAGAUCCAGCUACAGGAAAAAUGAAAGAACGUCAAGUGUUUUUGUUUGAGCAAGUCAUUAUAUUUAGUGAAGUUGUUGGUGCAAGGAAUCAAUUUUCAUCACCAUCAUAUUAUUACAAAAACCAUAUUGCAGUAAACAAAAUGGCUCUUGAGGAACGCACAGAGGACAAUGAUCCUACUAAAUUUAUGCUCAAAUCUAAAGAUCCUUCUCAGCCUGGGUUAUCUUUCGUUAUUCAAGCAAAAUCAGUGGAUGAUAGAAAUGAUUUAGUUGCACUAAUACGAAGCAUUCUUGAUACUCAGAUGGACUUUCUUAGAGCAUUACAAUCUCCAAUUGCUUAUCAAAAGGAGUUAACUAAAGAUAUUUCUGCCCCAGAAUUGGGAACAUUGUGGAAUCCUUCAUUAAGAAAAACUUUAUCUCAUCCUGCUGCUGCUCACAAAUCUGGAAAAUCACCUACUUCUGUAUCUGGAGGAUCUUCUACUUCUAAAUCAUUAAGAUGUGUUACUCGAGAAAAGAAAUAUACUGAUAAUCCAGAAACAAAAAAUACUUCUGCUGGUCAACCAACCAAGGAAGAAAAAGACUUAACACAAGAAACUAUGGAAUCCCAGAGCUUAGCUGUUCCAAAUACAACUGGCUGUUGUAAAAAAAGUGAUGUUACUGAUCUGAAUGAAAAAAUUAAUAUUGGUUUAGAAGCAUCAUCUAGCCGACAGCGCAAAAAUUCAUUACCAUUAGACAAACAUUUAAACUUAGCACAGCAAAGCCCUCCAUUUGGGAAAAAAAACUUUCUUGAAGGCUUCAAAAAUGCUUUAAGACUCAAAUCUAAAACUGAUUCAGGAUUAAGUAGUGUUAAUGGUAAUGGUCCAGCUACUCUUUGCUCCAGCCACAGUUUAGAUUCAUCUUCAGUUACAGCACAGAAAAAUAUUAAAGGAGAACAACUCUCGCUGAACAAAGAUAUUGAUAUGCCAAGAAGAUGGUCUGAAAUAAACUCUUCACGGUCAAAUAGGCCAAGCUCAGUAUCUGAUCUCCCCGAUGAUGUUUCGCUCUAAAUGUUAGUGUUAUGAAUUCCAGGUUAAAGAUUUUAACAUCAAUUCAUUUUCCUGUAUUGAUGCAUAGGAGCAAUUGUUUUAUACCCUUUACAUCAAUGCAACAGUUUCUUCUGUAGUUACUUUCUCUUGAGCUUUUAAAGUUUAUUUUGGAAAGUGAUUAUGAACCUUUUAGAAACUGGAAUCGGAUGUUUGUUGUGAUUUAUCCUUUAAAAUGUGGAAUACCUGUAUAUGAGAUCAAAUUAUUGCUUGUUAUAUUGCUACCCUUUUCAUCUGUUUAAUAAAGAUGUAAUAUAAUAUUGUCAA
Messenger RNA from Parasteatoda tepidariorum (common house spider), 2748 nucleotides. NCBI's taxonomy places the organism in Eukaryota, Metazoa, Arthropoda, Arachnida, Araneae, Theridiidae. The record is from RefSeq and is a predicted model, not a curated record.